Molecule: messenger RNA, 4086 nt
Organism: Perognathus longimembris pacificus (Pacific pocket mouse)
Lineage: Eukaryota; Metazoa; Chordata; Mammalia; Rodentia; Heteromyidae
Gene: Ahr
Product: aryl hydrocarbon receptor
Exons: 11
Coding region: 589-3219 (876 amino acids)
Biological process (GO): regulation of transcription by RNA polymerase II
Cellular component (GO): nucleus; aryl hydrocarbon receptor complex
Molecular function (GO): protein dimerization activity; transcription cis-regulatory region binding; nuclear receptor activity
Source: RefSeq, a predicted model, not a curated record
CGGGCGCUUCUGUUAUUCAGCCGGUGCGCGCCGCGGCGGGAGGCAGCGUCUGUGGAGUCCAUUCGACCUAAGGUCCCGAGAACGUGCCUGGGCACAGCCCGUGCCGACGAGGGGCAGCCUUGUGACCGGACGGAAGCAAGGGGCAGCCAGCACUGCGGCCGGCGGGAAGCACCCGGGACUGGGGAAGCCCCGGGAGCAGCACCUCGGCGCCUCCCACACCCUUGGGGCCGCGGCGCAGGGUCACGGGGCACGACGCCACCGUGCGCGACCCCGGCCCGGAUUCCGAGUGGUCGCCCAGCUUCCAGCGCCGCCCGCGCCGCGUUGCGGGGCGUGGAAGGCACCUGCGCCUCUUAGGUCUCCGCCCCUCAGCCCCCCAGCGCCAGGCUCUGGCAACUCACCUGGACGCGCGCGGGCUGCGUGAGUCGGGCGUGCGGGGCGCGGCGGCCUCGCCCCCUCGCGGGAGGACGCAGGUGGAGCGGGCGCGGCUCCUUGGGACCCGGCUCCUCGGGACGCGGCGCCGGCCGUCACUAGGUCCGGGACACCGGGCUGCUCGUGCCCGGGAAGGGAGCCCCCUCAGGUCUGGACACAAUGAACAGCGGCAGCGUCAACAUCACCUAUGCCAGUCGCAAGCGGCGGAAGCCGGUGCAGAAAACUGCAAAGCCAAUUCCACCUGAAGGAAUCAAGUCAAAUCCUUCCAAGCGACAUAGAGACCGACUUAAUACAGAAUUGGACCGUUUGGCCAGCCUGCUGCCUUUUCCGCAAGAUGUUAUUAAUAAGCUGGACAAACUUUCUGUUCUUAGGCUCAGUGUCAGUUACCUGAGAGCCAAGAGCUUCUUUGAUGUUGCAUUGAAAUCUUCCUCUGUGACCAGAAAUGGAAGCCAGGAUAACGGUACAGCAAAAUUCAGAGACUUGAACUUGCAAGAAGGAGAAUUCUUAUUACAAGCUCUGAAUGGCUUUGUACUGGUUGUCACUACAGAUGCUUUAGUCUUUUAUGUUUCAUCUACUAUACAAGAUUACCUGGGGUUUCAACAAUCUGAUGUCAUACAUCAGAGUGUGUAUGAACUUAUCCAUACUGAAGAUCGAGCUGAAUUUCAGCGUCAGUUACACUGGGCAUUAAACCCUUCACAAGAGUCUGGACAAGGAAUUGAUGAAACUCAUGGCCUAACACAGGCAGGAGUCUAUUAUACCUCAGACCAGCUUCCUCCAGAAAACUCUUCUUUUAUGGAGAGGUGCUUCAUAUGCCGGCUAAGGUGUCUGCUAGACAAUUCUUCUGGUUUCCUGGCAAUGAAUUUCCAAGGGAGAUUAAAGUAUCUUCAUGGACAGAACAAGAAAGGGAAGGAUGGAUCUAUGCUUCCUCCUCAGUUGGCUUUGUUUGCAAUCGCUACUCCACUUCAGCCACCAUCCAUACUGGAAAUUCGAACCAAAAACUUUAUCUUUAGAACCAAACACAAACUAGACUUUACACCAACUGGUUGUGAUGCUAAAGGACAAAUUGUUUUAGGAUACACAGAAGCUGAGCUGUGUGCAAGAGGCUCAGGAUAUCAGUUCGUCCAUGCAGCUGACAUGCUGUAUUGUGCUGAGUUACAUGUUCGAAUGAUUAAGACGGGAGAAAGUGGCAUGACAGUUUUCAGACUUCUUGCAAAACACAAUCGAUGGACAUGGGUCCAGUCUAAUGCGCGCUUAGUUUAUAAAAAUGGACGACCAGAUUAUAUCAUCGCAACUCAGAGACCUCUAACAGAUGAAGAAGGAAGAGAUCAUUUACAAAAGCGCAAUUUGACCUUGCCUUUUAUGUUUACUACCGGGGAAGCUAUGCUCUAUGAGUUAACAAGCCCAUUUCCUACUGUAAUGGAUCCCUUACCAAUAAGGACUAAGAGCAGCAACACUAAUGGAAGAGACUGUGCUACCAAAUCAACUCUAAAUAUGGAUUCUGUCCUUCCCACUUCCCUCCUGGGUUCCAUGAUGCAACAGGAUGAAUCUGUUUAUCUCUAUCCUGCUUCAAGCACAACACCUUUAGAAAAUGUGUUUAAGGAGUCUGGGGGUGAAUGCAGUAAUUGGCAAAGCAGUAUUGCACCAAUGGGAAAUGAUACCCUUCUGAAACAUGAGCACAUUGGACAGUCUCAGGAAGUUAACCCAACACUCUCUGGAGGUCACACAGAGAUCUUUCCAGAUAAUAAAAAUAGUGAAUUGUACAACAUUAUGAAAAAUUUAGGCAUUGAUUUUGAAGAUAUCAAACAGAUGCAGAAUGAAGAAUUUUUCAGAAGUGAGUUUUCUGGUGAGGUUGACUUUAGAGACAUUGACCUAACAGAUGAAAUUCUAACCUAUGUCCAAGAUUCCUUAAAUAAGUCUACCUUCCUGAGGGCAGAUUACCAAGAGCAGCAGCCUGUGGGUCUGAACUCAAGUUGUAUGCUACAGGAACGUCUGCAGUUAGAGCAGCAGCAGCAGCAACAACAACAACAACAGCAACAACAGCAGCAGCAGCAGCAGCAACAACAACAACAACAGCAACAACAGCAGCAGCAGCAGCAGCUACACCAGCACCCUCACCAGCAGAAGCAGAUAGGUGUGGAGCCCCAACAACAACUGUGUCAGCAAAUGAGGAAUAUGCAGGUUAAUGGCAUGUUUGCAAAUUGGAACUCUGACCAAUCCAUGCCUUUCAAUUAUCCUCAGCAAGACCUACAGCAGUGCAGUGUCUUUUCAGACUUACAAGGGGCUCAUCAGGAAUUCCCCUACAAAUCUGAGAUGGACACUAUGCCUUGCACACAGAACUUCCUUUCCUGUAAUCAGUCUGUUUUACCACAACAUUCCAAGUGUACACAGUUGGACUUUCCCAUGGGGACCUUUGAACCAUCCCUGUACCCUAGUCCUUCUUCUAAUUUAGAUGAUUUUGUCACUUGUUUACAAGUUCCUGAAAACCAAAAGCCUGGAAUAAAUUCCCAGUCAACCAUCAUAACUCCUCAGACAUGUUAUGCUGGGACCAAUUCAAUGUAUCAAUGCCAACCAACCCUCCAGCAUACCCACAUGGAGCAGAUGCCAUAUAAUCCAACUUUCCCAGGCCCACCGGCAUUCUUGAACAAGUUUCAGACAGGAGGAGUAAAUGAACAAUUCCCAGCUGAGUUAAAUAACAUGAGUCACAUGCAGACCGCCCCUCAUCUUCAGCCCCUUUCUCAUCCAUCAGAUGCCAGACCUUUCCCUCACGUGACACCCAGCGGAUUCCUCUAACUCCAAGCCUGAUUUUCACCUUCACUUUUGGAUCAGAUUAGUUUUUGAUGGAUCACAAAAAUGAUACUGUUCGGCAUCAGCACUGUUAUUCCAAACCAAAUUUUAUUCUUUGUUCUUAGAACCUGAGUUAAAUGUCCACUUUAUACAGAGUAGUCUUUGAAAUAGAAGCACACAUCUGGGGAGAGUGGCCUUCUGAGUUCACAUCACUCAGCCAGCACCAUGGGUGUCACCAAGUGCAUUCAGUACUCCCCACUCUCUCAGACGACUUGAUGUGACUAAUUACUGUCAGAAUAAAAAUGAACUACUUUGAGUUUGGAUUUUUAAAUUCUUAUUGUACCAAAUACAGUUAAGAAAUUAACAUAUUUCCCUACAUUCUUAGCUUCUGCUCUUAUAUAAGUUUGGAAUUAAAUGGUUUGGUGCUUCUGUAAAAAGGUAAUCUCAAUGCCUUCCUCGCACUAUCAGUCUAAGUGCCUCACCUCUUUCUUACCUGUCGCUGGAGAUGUGUAUUUUAUAUUAAAUAUUCUCCUUUGAUAAAUUAAUAACAUUCUUUUGCACACAUAUAUUACUUGUAUUUCCUAGAUCUCAUCAUUUUUAUUAGUCUAGGCAUGGUUUAACUGCACUACUCAUCCAUUUUCUUUAGGUAAGGACAAAUAAUGAUUUGAGAAUAUAAUUAUUUAUUAUGUACUAUAGUUGCUUCUGGACUUUAAAUGUUGCUAUGUGCCUUAUGUUGAAGAAUUCAAAAACAAAAUGUCUUUCCAAAAUUAUCUUAAUUAUUGCAUAAAUAUUAUGACAUCAGCACUUAAAUUUCAACAGUGUUUCAUUUUGGAAGAAAAAAAAUAUUUUUUUUCUGGAAUCUAUCUAAAUCUU